This is a messenger RNA of Scomber japonicus (chub mackerel), 5638 nucleotides long. It is a transcript of the gene stbd1, whose product is annotated as starch binding domain 1. Gene Ontology annotation, molecular function: glycogen binding; starch binding. The transcript is spliced from 3 exons. The record is from RefSeq and is a predicted model, not a curated record. Gene Ontology annotation, cellular component: membrane. NCBI's taxonomy places the organism in Eukaryota, Metazoa, Chordata, Actinopteri, Scombriformes, Scombridae. The coding region runs from base 215 to 4246 and encodes 1343 amino acids.
CCGUGAUCCACUCAGCCAAUGAGUAGCUUGUACCUGCAGCCGUUUGCAGCUCUGCAGCAACAAGAGGUCACUACACUUGAAAGCGUGGAGGGGAGCGCAGCAGCAGCCUGCAGCAGUCGUAUCUGUUAGGCCUGUAUACGCACAUAGAGAGACAUCACACAACAGCAGGGUUUUUUUUUCUUUUUCUUUUCUUUUUAUUUGACAACCGAUUGCAAUGUCGCGGCAAAACAACAACGCCGUGGCCGUGGAGAGACGCAUGGAUCUGGCCUCGCUUUUCUGCAUGAUCGGGCGGCACGGUCCCGCUGUGGCUCUGGCUGUGAUACUGAUGGUGUCCGUGGUGGCGGGUUUCAUCAUCUACCGGACCGUGAGGGGGAAGCGGAGGAAGGCCACAGCCGCAGCCGACGGCGCUGACAGCAAGAGCGAAGAGAGAGAGGAGAGAGACGCAUCGGUGAUACAGGAGCCGGACCCGGAGGAACCACACAGACCAGCGGAGUCAACAGAUUUGAGUGACAAUGGCUCAUCAGAUGUGCUAAAGGAGGAUGCUGAUUUGAUUUUGAAUGAUAUCAAAAUCAGGCAGCGUCGUGCUGGUGCCACUGCUGCUGCUGCUGCUGCUGCUGCUGCUGAGAAGAAACCAUCACUUUGUUCUCUCCCCAAGAGUAACGUCCAAGUACCACUCAACAAGCAUACCACUUCAGGUGACACAGAGGACAUGGCAGUCAUUCAAGACUCUUAUAAAGUAACUGAGACGUAUGCAGAGGAUGCCAAAGAGAGCGUGCAAAGUGAUACUUACACGGUGGCUGAAAUGGAGGUGGAGGAUGCUGUUGAUUUGCACCAGUGUGCAACAGAUGAUGGUGUAAAGGAGGAAGCAGAGAUCAAUGAUAUUGACAGCCGCAUGAAAGAGCCUGAGCUGAAAAAUGAUGAGAGCUGCCAUGAGGAAGAAAAGAAAGUGUUUAAAGCAGAAUUCCGGGAAGAUGAGGAUGUGACCACAGACAAGGAUGUUUCUGACAAGAAAACCAGGCAAGAGGAGGAAAGCUUUCAGUGUGCUUUGAGCAGCCCGGUAUGCUUUGAACAAAUGCUUCAUAUGAGUGAAGAUGAUGACAAUGACAAACUACAAGAUAAUAAAACCACGCUGGAGACAAACACAGUGGAGUCCACCUUUAAAGAGCCUGUCACACAUAUUGACAAUUUACCUGUCACCUGCCUCUCUGAUGACAAAGAUGAGGACUUUGAGGAAGAGAAACACCAUCUAGAUAGUAUUGAUUACAGUAAAUAUUCCAGCAGUAAUCACCUCUCUACAGAAGAAGAAAAGAAAAAUGAGGUUGAGGAAGCAGAAGAGGAGUCUGUAAACGAUCAUGUAAUUUCUCAACAACCUGAGAUCUCGUCCUCAACAUUUGAACAAGAAACAACACUGCUACCUUCACAGCAGGACCAAUGUGAUCAUAGCAUGGAUGUGGUGGUGGAUGAAGAAGAAAAGAAAAGUGAGGUUGAGGAAGCAGAAGAGGAGACUGUAGACUACCAGGUAAAAUCUCAAGAAGCUGAGAUCUUGUCCUCAACAUUUGAACAAGAAACAACCCUGCCAUCUCCACAGCAGGACCAAUGUGAUCAGAGGAUAGAUGUGGUGGUCGACAAAGAAGAAAAGAAAAGUGAGGUUGAGGAAGCAGAAGAGGAGUCUGUAAACUAUCAGGUAAUUUCUCAACAACCUGAGAUCGUGUCCUCAACAUUUGAACAAGAAACAACCCUGCCAUCUUCACAGCAGCACCAAUGUGAUCAUAUGACUGAUGUGGUGGAGGAAGAAAAGAAAAGUGAGGUUGAAGAAGUGGAAGAGGAGUCUGUAGACUACCAGGUAAUUUCUCAACAAGCUGAGAUCUGGUCCUCAACAUUUGAACAAGAAACAACCCUGCCAUCUUCACAGCAGGACUUAUGGGAUCAUAGGAUGGACGUGGUGGCGGACAAAGAAGAAAAGAAAAGUGAGGUUGAGGAAACAGAAGACGAGUCUGUAGACUACCAGAUAAUUUCUCAACAAGCUGAGCUCUGGUCGUCAACAUCUGAACAAGAAACAACCGUGCCAUCUUCAGAGCAGGACCAAUAUUAUCAUAGCACAGACGUGGCGGCACUGCCCAUUCAGGAUAGUGAAGCUGAAGUGUUUGAAAAAGAUACAGAUAAAGACCCAACAGACAAUCUUACUGCUGUCGAAUUCGAUGCUCACUCACUACAGUUUAAAGAGGAAGAACUGCAAAUUGAAGAAAAUGGUCUCACAUGUAAUCAAGAGGUUGGUGUUCUUCCUGCUGGGACUGAUCAAGUGAUAGAGAAUAUACUGACUAGUGACAAUGUCGUUGUCUGUGGUGAAGACAGUUCAACAAUGGCGCUCAGCCCUGUUCUGCCCUGUUUGAGCGAUCCUGUAAAGGUUGUUAAUCUUGAUGACGGUCUGUCAAGUGUCACCACUGAUGCAAAAGCUCAUAUCUCAAGCAUUGCAGAUUUCCCUGACUUAUCAUUGGAUUGUCAACAAGCACAGAAAGAAGAUAAAAUAGUUGCCACUCUCGAAGACACUGACUCUGCUAAUGUUAACACUCAAAUGCCAUUGCAUGAGACAGAAAAUCAGCCUGAAAGCAAUGAAAAUGGAACAACCACUGUGCUGGCUGAAGAAUGUAUUGACCAAGUCUAUGAAUCUCAUGUUUCACCCAGCUGCAAAGAGGAGCAAAGUGUCCAAUUGAUAAAUAAUGAUUCUUUUGACAAAGCAGAUGUUGCUUGUUCUGACAUAGAUACAAAUGUUCCUGCUUCUCUAAUGACAGAAGAAAUAUCUUGUCCUCACCUGCCAUCCAUCUACCAAGGCUGCCAAAGUGAACACAUGGAAACAAAUGAGACUUUUGAUGAGACGGUUGUUAACUCUGUGACUGAAGCAGCUGUUAGUGACAAUGCUAGCAUUGGCGUACUUGAAAUGUCAGAAGAAAUAUCUCAUCCUCAUCUGCUGGCUGCCUCUCAAGACCAACAAAGUAGCCAAACACAAAAUAACAAAGAUUUUUCAGAAGUUACCACUGGUCUUGCUCCCGUCAUGACCGAUGACAUUAACCCUACCAUGUGUCAACUUCACCUGCUGUCUUUUGAACAAAAUGUGCUGAGUCCUGACAUAUCAUCUCCUGGUGUUGGUGAAGAGAGUGGGAUUUCAAGCAUGGCUGUUAGCCCUGAUUUACAAGAUGUUGGUAAUGAAUUUGAAACUAUUGUUACAAAUAUUGCACUUCCUGUGAAAGAUUAUGAUCCACAGCCGGAGGAACACACUGAGGCUCAAAAAUGCUUCUUUACUGAGGAUGUAGCUGUAUCUGUCAUCAAGGAAGAUACAGCAGGUAUGGUGUUUGGCCCUUACCCAUCACAUCUUCCUCAGCAACUCCAAAGCGAACAUACAGAUAGGAUUAACUAUGAAUCAUUUGCAGCCAACGAAGACAUGUUUGGCCAAGACAUUGAGGAUGGCUAUCAAAGAGUGAUGGACCAGUUUGUGGUGCCGAUUGCAAGCAAUGUUACUAGCUUAACUGAUGAGCUAAAAACACAGCCAGACAUGAAAGCUGUUGUUGAGGUUGUAGAGAUAAAGGAGAAGAAGGAAGCAGUAAGGGCUGAAAAGAAAGAGGCAGCAGAAGCAGAUGAGGAAAAAGAUGAGGAUUAUGAAAAGACGGAAAUUAGUAUCAUGGAGGCAACUAUGGACAAUAAUGAGUGGAUCACGGAUAGCAACUACCAAGUCCUUCCCUGGAUGAACCUUUCUGCCCCAGCUUUGGUCCAACACCAUACCAGCCAAAAAACCAACCAACUUCCCACGGAGGAAGGCCAGCACAGCCCUUCUCUUGCAGAUGUUAUUUGUAGAGAUACAGAUACCCUACCCUCCACUGACGUCAAACAAACCAGCACUCUCGCUCUUGUUGAGGAAAACACAGAAAAAAAGGUUGUGGCUGUCCAGCCCAUGCCUCAGAAUGUCAAUGUGAUCUUUCGAGUCCACUAUCUCACCCAAUCGCCAUACCAGACGGUGGCCGUCACGGGGAACCAGCAGGAGCUGGGGAACUGGAAGGAAUUCAUCCCUCUAGAGAGGGCCAAGGACGGGCACUGGGCCACUGUGGUCAGCCUCCCCGCAGAGAGCCAUGUGGAGUGGAAGUUUGUGGUUGUGGACAAAGGUGAGGUGUGUCGCUGGGAGGAAUGUGGCAACCGCCUCCUCGAAACAGGAUACGGAGAUGACCUGGUUGUGCACAAAUGGUGGGGAUUCCUGUGAGAGAGGGUGAAGGAAUAUGCUGCAAAGGUGUGAGGAAGAUUGAGAGUGACAUGUACAGCACAGUAAGCUUUGAUAGAGAAACUGGACCAGAUAAAGUUUGAGAUUUUUGUACAGCCUGUCACAAGACACACAUGUUGAUACAGUAGAUUAAAAUGACACCUAAAAACUAAUUUAUACUGGAUCAUAUGAUAAAUACAUGUUAGUAGGCAUUGCUUUGGUAGUUUGACAGUCAAAAGACAUCCAGACAACUAGGUUCAAACAGGUCUUUUAAAUAGUUUUUUAAAAUGUCUUGGUUACAUAUAAUUAACUGUUGUUUCAAUAACUAUGAACUAACUAUAUUUUAGUGCUGGAUUGAUUAGUAUUACAACAGAUAAUUAACAAUGUUGAUAAUAGAUUCAUUGUUUAAGUAUUUUUUUCAUUUAUACACAUGUAGUGUAUAAAAAUAUAUAUAAAAAUGUUUUUCAAAUCAAGCCCAAUUUUAAAUAUCUGUCUUUUGGUCUGCAAAUUUCCAGCACCACGAUUUCUGUCAUCUAAUAGGACUUUUCUUCGAGGAUUGCCCUCUAAUAGCCAGUGAUCAAAUCAAUAUUUUAAGUGAACUGAAAAGAUAGGCAAAACACAGAAGCAUUACUGUACAUAAAACAUGUUUUUUCCCUGUAUAUGCAAUAUGCACGUCUUUAAAAGUGGGUGAUUUAAUGCAAGUGUUUAAUUUGUAUAAAUGGAGACUUUAUUAUACUGUCCAUAUGCUGCUUCAAUACUCCCUAACAAUUUAUGAGAAUAAAUGCACAUAGUUCACUUUGACUACAGCAAUAAUCAAAGCAAUAAUUGUUCAUUAUAUUGUAUGAAUGGUGUUCUAUCAGGUAUUAUAAUGUGGUUACCACUAAACUGUGAUAUAGUUGUAACUUGCUGCUUUUAUCUUGUGGGACUCUGUGCAUGCAAAAUGGUCUCACUGUUGUUUUAUGACUGUGCCUUUUUAAAAAUGAUGUUCUACUAAUGUGUUAUAAUGCAUCAAAUCAGUGCGGCUUUUCUUUUUAAAACAGCGUUGCUGGCUUUUUUUUCUGUGUAUCACUAAAACUUUUACUGAAUUACUUAUGAUUAAUGACUAAUGAUUCAAUUAUUUUUUCAAAACAAAUGCUGUCAGUUUUUUUGGUCAUUUUAUUUCUUAAACGGUGUAGACUAUUAUCUCAGAUCUCACCAGAGUAUAUUAUUAUGCAAUAUGAUGAUGAUAAUGGUACUUGAAUGUACAUGUCAAAUAAACUAAUCCUCCAGGUCUGUCAUAGCUGGAAAUAUAUGUUUCUUAUAAAUGUGAAUUUAUUGCAAAAGCAGAUAUUUGGAGAUAAUUGCAAGUGUUCGUUCCAAUAUGAAAAAUGUGUCUCACAAAAUAAAAAUGCAUAA